CCUCAGCUUACCUCAGCAUCUCUGCUUCUCAAGCCACCAACACCACCAGAAUGGCCUUCGCUGGAAGAUGGGAAACCGAGACCCAGGAGGGAUACGAUGAGUUCUGCAAGCUGAUUGGUAUCCCUGAUGACAUCAUCGAGAAGGGUCGUGACUACAAGCUCAUCACAGAGAUCACCCAGGAUGGAGAUGAAUUUUCCUGGACUCAGGUCUACCCCACUGACGCCAAGGUCACCAACAAGUUCACAAUUGGAAAAGAGUGUGACAUGCAGACCAUUGGUGGGAAGAAAUUUAAGGCCACAGUAAACACAGAGGGAGCUAAGCUGGUAGCAAACUUCCCCAACUACAAGCAAGUCAGUGAGAUCAGUGGGGGCAAACUCAUCGAGACCUCCACAUGUGGCUCUGUAGUGCUGAGGAGAACCAGCAAGAAGCUCUAACUACCAACUGACCUUUGACCUCCUGUUCAGUUACA
This is a messenger RNA of Nematolebias whitei (Rio pearlfish), 469 nucleotides long. RefSeq names its product fatty acid binding protein 6, ileal (gastrotropin) (gene fabp6). The record is from RefSeq and is a predicted model, not a curated record. Gene Ontology annotation, molecular function: fatty acid binding. Bases 51 to 434 code for a protein of 127 amino acids. NCBI's taxonomy places the organism in Eukaryota, Metazoa, Chordata, Actinopteri, Cyprinodontiformes, Rivulidae. The transcript has 4 exons. Gene Ontology annotation, biological process: fatty acid transport. Gene Ontology annotation, cellular component: nucleus; cytosol.